UUUCAGAUGACAAAAUCGAAACCGCCCCGAAUAAGCCUGCCAUUUGCCGCAAUAUCCAGGAAAAGCGAUUUUCUACUUGGUGCUUCGUUUUCUUGCAUUCACGUUCUGCUGACAACAAUUGUCUACCACUAUGUUCCAGAGCCGUAUAUGGAUGAGAUCUUCCACAUUACUCAAACUAGAUCAUAUUGCUCAGGAAAUUACAGCUGGAAUCCAUUAAUUACAACUCCACCGGCACUUUAUGUUAUUUCAAUGCCAUUAUGUGGUGGAAAUGAAAGAUACGCUAACUCGAUUCUUCUAUUUUUCGCUAUACCAGCAUUUUGCCGUUUUCGGAGAAUGUUCGUUAGACAAGAUGUAUGGCUGACUGCAUCAAUCGUCGGAAUGCUUCCAAUUUUGAUAUCGUCUUCAAUUCUUUUUUAUACCGAUUUGUUGUCACUCACUUCAGUUAUUUGGGGAUUUUCGAUCGGAAACCCAAUUGCAUCUGCGUUCUUAUUCCUAAUCUCAAUACUGACACGCCAGACAAAUAUCAUUUGGGCAGCGAUAUACGCGUUCUCUGUAAUUGCUUCAAGAAUUGACAAGUCCCGCUCAAAAAUGGAAAAUCUUAAGAUCAUAAUUUCAACUGCAUUUUCUCUAUGGCCAUUCAUUACACUUGCAAUUGGAUUUGCGAUGUUUAUAUAUUUCAAUGAUUUCCAAAUUGUCCUUGGAGAUGCAAAAGCUCACCAACCAAAGUUCCACGUGGCUCAAUUUUUCUACAUGGUUGCAUUCUGCGCGGCUCACACUUGGACUCAAAUCAUCCCAAAUCUGUUAUCUCACCUUCGACACCUAACCGACAUGAAAUCAUUAGUUCUACAAGCAGUUGUGGCAGUUCUUGUCUACUACUAUUCUUAUGAUCACCCGUAUCUUCUCGCUGAUAAUCGGCAUUUCACAUUCUACAUCUGGAGGCGAUUCUUGGCAAAUCCCACAAUGCGGACAACUCUUGCUCCUCUCUACGUGUUUUCUUUAAGAUUUAUGACGACAUCGACACCGUCCGUGCAUAUAUUCCACAAAAUUCUAUUUAUAAUCGCAUCUUUACUCGUUUUGGUUCCAGCUCAUCUAUUCGAAAUGCGAUAUUAUAUUAUUCCUUAUGUUCUCUGGAGACUUUCGACUGUAAAUAACUCUAGAAAAUCACUUCUCUUCUUGGAAAUUAUAUCUCAAGCUGUGAUUUUUGCGGCAGUUUUUGUUUUAUUCUUAUUUAAAACGUUCGAAUGGUCCAACGAACCUGGCGUCAAGCAACGGUUCAUGUUCUAGGAUUUUACAGUUAUCUAUUUGAUUUUCUUGUUUUUCUUACGGGGUUUUUUAAUAAAAAAUAAUUAAUUUAUU
Molecule: messenger RNA, 1356 nt
Organism: Caenorhabditis elegans
Lineage: Eukaryota; Metazoa; Nematoda; Chromadorea; Rhabditida; Rhabditidae
Gene: algn-10
Product: Dol-P-Glc:Glc(2)Man(9)GlcNAc(2)-PP-Dol alpha-1,2-glucosyltransferase
Exons: 5
Coding region: 7-1284 (425 amino acids)
Biological process (GO): dolichol-linked oligosaccharide biosynthetic process
Cellular component (GO): membrane; endoplasmic reticulum membrane
Molecular function (GO): dolichyl pyrophosphate Glc2Man9GlcNAc2 alpha-1,2-glucosyltransferase activity
Source: RefSeq, marked reviewed